AUGGAGCCGGGGACUACCUAUGUACAAAAACUCCCUUCAGGAAAGGUUGGAUUCGUUCGUCGUCCAAUAAAGAUCAAACCAACAAAAUCGAUACUUGCCGAUGCCUUUCUACCUAACCGGGACGGCCCAGCAUGGACGCCUCCUUAUACCUGCAACCUCGAUCCGCCUCCUACGGAUACUAUAGACCUUAAAGAUACAAACCGGCCACUGCCUCUGACGGACGGGCCGUCUCAAUCUUAUCAUCACUGCCGAGAGUGCCAGCUAGCUGCAAGAAAAUAUGACCCGGUAGUUUCUAACUUGGGCCAUCGUGAUGCAGCCGCCGAUGCUCUUCCGCCUGCGCCAUCCCCUAUUAUAGAACCACACAGUCCGACAUACCCUAGGAUUCAUGCUGCUCCAGCGGCAGAGACAAGACAUAGGUGUGCCGUAUGUGGACGGUAUCGCUCGCCUUCAUACCAAUAUCGACAUCCGAUCUUACCAGGCCGGAUACCUCCCACUAGUGUGUGUCGUAAGUGUCGAUUUACCUACACUUCUAGUAGUGACAGCACCGAAAGCGAUGAUACAGACAGGCGAUCUAGAGGGCGAAAGCGUAGUAGAGGGAGGCGUAGCAGUUCGAGACAGCGUCCUAAUAAGGAGCCUUUCAUUCAACCCUCUCCGCCCCCUCAAAUAUUACUUCAAGCUCCUCCUCAGGCCAGUCAGCCUCAACAAGCUCCUAUUUCUCCUCCUACCCCUCCGCUGCCCCCUGCAGUUACGAGGAUAGAGUCCUCUCCUAACAUAUUCCAUUUCUGCCCUAACCCUCCGGGCCUAUGUACGUUUCGCAGUCGGAGGGACUCCUACGAUUACGGCCUUCCAUCUCCCGCGAGUAGUCCUCACUGUUGCGCUACCCAGAGCCGCCAUUAUAUACCUGAUUAUAAGGAGACAGGCAGUUCUUGCUGCUUGCAUAGUCAUCAUCACCACUGUCGCCAUCGUGAAUCCAGGCCUUACACUCUUCGGAGGUCAAGGAGCGUUGAUGAGCCUCAGAUUGUUCCACCAGAGAGCCCCAGAAGAUCAGCUGUCCACGAGGAUAUAUCGCCUCCUAGACAAGUUGAUAGACCUAACACUCAAGAUAUUGACCCGUGGUCAAGGCCUACAAAUGAGAAUUGGGCUAACAGCCACGAACGCUUGAGAAAACCCCGAUCGCCAACUUGCUCACCCUCACCGGUGCGGGAAAGGCGCCGCGUAGAGUCGUGUAGUUUCUCUCCACCAAGAGACAAGCAGCCAUCUCGAACAAAGAUGUGCAGAUUUGCUCCAGAAGAAACGAGAAGCCCAUCAAACGUCCAAUACCAAACAUGGGAUGGAGACCGUCCAGGACGAAAGUAUAGCCAUACGAUAUCAAGAGACGAAGAAGACAGCGGCUGGUAUAAUGCCCAAGAGUACGAGAAGCCGGUUUACAUCCGGUCUUCCAGGGGUCUCAACAACCAACCGCAACCCUCUCAAGUCAUUACAGACAGGAGCUCUUCUAACACUAUAUUUAUACCAAAAGCUCGCCGUCAGUUCGGAACCAAGUUAUACCUACCCGACAAUUAUCGAGGGACAACGCGGCAUCUAUAA
This is a messenger RNA of Microsporum canis CBS 113480, 1587 nucleotides long. RefSeq lists its product as hypothetical. Bases 1 to 1587 code for a protein of 528 amino acids. NCBI's taxonomy places the organism in Eukaryota, Fungi, Ascomycota, Eurotiomycetes, Onygenales, Arthrodermataceae. The transcript is spliced from 4 exons. The record is from RefSeq and is a predicted model, not a curated record.